UAGGCGACAUGCCCCGAAAGCUGCCAUGGCUUGCCAAUGAUACAAGCCAGUCUUCAAGCGCCAAUGCCGGGCGACGUCCAAACCAAGCGCGUCCAGAAACGUUAGACCGUGACGAUGCUAGAACCACUCCUAGUAGGUUGCGCCGUGUACCGGACGCAGUAAAGAACAGAGCAGAUCGUACACCCUCCUCAUCUCCUCCACCACAGCCACCUAAACAAGAACUCAUGCGCGAAGGACCUGACGGGGACGAUAUGUGGAUCAUGGUGGAAGAUGAGUUCCUGGACACGGCGCAAAUGUUUACUCAACAUUUACACCAUGCCGAAUACCAUCGUUUGAAGCGGUUGGCCAAAGAGAGGAGCGCGUCCGCGAUCCAGAAAAUUGCUCGGCCCGUAGUCCCUCACUCCCAAAUGAGUACCGAGGCCAAGCUCAAGCGCAAGGCAGAAGCAAGCGCGGAGAAGCAUGCCGAUGCGCUACGGCAGAUUGGCGCUGGAGUUCACGAUAGCCGCGACGGAGAAGACUCUGAAGAAGAAGAUGCACCGUGGAUGCGUGACUCUCAACUCGCAGGUCUUAUGUCUGGCAGUCAAGAACAGUCUUCUAGCCAACUGGCUCGACUAACUGGAACAAAAUCAUACACGAGGGCAGCAGCAGGCUAUGCCGUUGCUAAACCUUCAUCUUCUGUACUGCGGAGUAACAGUACGACCGGUCCCGGGACAUGGAAUGCCAGAAGUGCAUUGAGUGGUUUGGCUCAAGAGAUCGAAAAGGUGGUUGCAGAAGACGACGAUAGCGAUGACCUUGAUGGGACGUCGCUGAAGAUUACACCCAAGACGCUCACAAAGCAGCACUCUGCCACGACUACGCACCCAGUUCAUGUUCAAAAAACAGGCAUACAGCCGCCUCCGAAUCGUGUUCCCAAACCUCUGCCAAAAGUGGAGACGGUUUCCGCUUCACGAUCUGUCAGACCCAAUGAUGUCUCACGCUCAAGAGCUACAAUUUCAUUUUCAGAGUCUUCAAUUGAUGUUGAGACAAGGACAAGCCGUCAAACCAUACCCUCCUCGAGGCUUGAUCCUCUCAAUGACCUAUCGAAGCGCUCCGAGCGACAGUCAAGUUCCACUGAACGAAUGGCUAAACGCAAAGCCGUGAUGUCGGCAAGAAGGGAACGCGAAAAGAAGAAAAAGUCUGAUUCUUUAGAUGAGAUACCCACGUUUAUGAUUUGACAUUUUACUUUGCCAAUACUCAACAGUCAACCGAACUGUCGGCGCUAGAGCUUUACCACUUCUCAACUCCUGGUCUGAUAUCAAUCUCCCA
Molecule: messenger RNA, 1305 nt
Organism: Aplosporella prunicola CBS 121167
Lineage: Eukaryota; Fungi; Ascomycota; Dothideomycetes; Botryosphaeriales; Aplosporellaceae
Exons: 3
Coding region: 9-1214 (401 amino acids)
Source: RefSeq, a predicted model, not a curated record